Ciona intestinalis (vase tunicate) is the source of this 5036-nucleotide messenger RNA. Lineage: Eukaryota; Metazoa; Chordata; Ascidiacea; Phlebobranchia; Cionidae. The record is from RefSeq and is a predicted model, not a curated record.
CCAAAGUGAACGUGUUUAGUUUUUUGUAUUAUUUUAAUAGAUAUCAGUUUUUUAAUUUACCGCAACUAACUAUUUUUAAUUGUGUUCUAAUCUCAGUAGCUUAAAUAUUGAGACGAACCGUAGGCUAUAAACAAUGUUUUUCUGAAUCUACCUUAUUCAAUCCAUAGUGUGACCUAUGCAUUAGGUUACACUUGAUGUAAGCUGCAGUUAGAAGAUUCAACUAUUAAAACUGCAGAAAAGACAAACAUUUCAGUAUGGACCGAGCUAAUAAAAUGCAGAGUCCCAUUCAAAGCAGCAGUCAAACCAAGGGACUUCCUGGUCUUCCACCUUUACCUGCUUCCAAGCAAAAACAUGAUUCAGAUCUGUACCAGAUUGUAUUAAAAAACAGUGCCCACCCACCUAUAAUGCAAGGGUGGUCAUGGACUCUGCUAUCACCUUUUAAGGAGCAACGUCACCAUCGAUCUCCCAGUGAAUCGAUUGCAAACAACUACACACCAACAGCUGCUAAUAUAAAGAUCCGAGACAUUCCUGUUAAGUACAGAAACGUCCGGCGUGUUUUGAAGACACCACUCACAAGAUCCAUUGGUCCAUCUCCACCUAAAUCUUCAAGGAAAGCAACAUAUCCAGUUUCACCUACAUCACCAAGAAAAAAAAAAAGACUUGAUAAAGUAUCUCCGCAACAUGCAAAACUUGGAAAUGGUGCGGACAUGCAAAUGGAGGUUUCUUCACCUCGAAGAUCAACAAAAAAGUCUUCCCCAGCUGAGGAAAUGGAAGAAGACCUUCCUCCGAGUCGUCCAAUGUCUCCUAUGGAGCAGAUCACCACCAUCCAAAGUAUUGAGCAAGAAUCUGCAUCAAAAACCAAAGAACCAACUGAAACAGAUUUAGAGAGAUACUACUACUACAUCCAAAAAGGAAUUGACUCCAAGCAACUUGCAGGGCCACCACCUGGUCAAAUGGAUCGAAUCGAAUCCAGUUUGCCCGAGAAUUUAAGAGAAAAUGUUGAUUUAAAAAUAUUGCAACAAAAUUUAACCGAUGAAGUGCUUAAUGAUUACGACUUCAGCUACAGAAAGUCAAUCAUUGAUUACAUUCUGAAUGAUGAGAAUGAGCGAGCCAGAGUUCAUGUGAAUGCAAUACCACAGCCUUUUAAGCAUAAAGUUAUCAGAGCACCAGUGCCAUGGAAGAAUUCAUGCUUUAACGCACGGGAGUUUUGUAAGAGAAGUCUUUUCACAGUAAACCCACUGAUGCAGAAAUUGCAGGAUCUCUGGUUUGACAAAUUCAGCUCACUUCGAUUUGUUAACACUGAAGAAUUACUAAACUCUGACUUACCUCUGCAUCCUUCGGAUUUUGAAGACCUGGUGGGCAAGCAAUGUGAACAAACACGAGAUGUGUUGAUUAAACAGUGGAUCCCUUCAGCUGUGAAACUUUUUCAUCUGCAUAAGGAUGUUUGGAUACAUCUUGUGCCUUUAAAUGACAAUGACAGCACUGUUCAAGUGCAAGAGUUCUUUGCAUGUGCUGCCUCUUUAAUGUCCAACCAACUCAGAGAAAUGGUGAUCAAUUCACUUUCUGAUUUGAUGAAUUUCUUCAAGAUGCACCAGGAUGGGAAUGAUUUUGGAAGCACAUACACAGAUCUCCGAUACUGUGUGCGACCUGUUAUGCUUCUACAGCUUCAAGUCAGAGACACAAAACUGUUUUUCAGUCCAAGUUUCUCUGAUUGUAGAGAUGUGAUGCUAAAUUGCUUUUCUCACAUCACCACCGCCGCAGAAGCCAUUCCCAGAGUGGAAUGUGACUUGUUCCCUGAAAUGAGAGACACAAGCUUGACACUAAGAACUGUCAACCCUGAGGAGCAACUGGUAAAGGAAUUCAUAGAUAUAGCUAUGCAGAUCUUUAAAGCAAAUACCAUCGGACCACAAAAAUAUCUUGAUGUGUAUAAGAAAUAUGCUGAUCUUUUGAACAACAAAGCUGAGAUGGAAGUUGUGCAGUUUAUAAAGGAGGAACAUGACCUAGAGGAUUACAUGAGCAUCAUAUCAAAGUUUGAGAGCAUAAGAUCCGAGAUCCUUGUCUUGCGAAUGAGCGUACCUCUCAGUCUGUUUUGUCUCUCCUGCUCCGAUCUGAAUGAAGAGCACGCAGCUCGAGCACAAAAGUUAAAAGACAGACUUGUUUUGCAUCAAAUUGAGUUUAACAGGGAGCAGAAUAAAAGCAUUUGCCACCGUUACGAUGCAAUUGCUGAUCGUGUGUCUGAGAUGCCAGAAUCUACUGUUGACCUUGUGGCUUUGGUGGAAUUCCUUAAAACAUCAAAUGAUGUGACCAUACAUGAGUUGAAGGAGGAGAUACACAACGCAGCUGAUAGACUGGAAUUUUUACUUGACUAUGCCACUUUACCAUAUGAGGACAUUAAACUGAACAGCAAUGUGUUCCACUGGCCUGACCAAAUCCACACUGUAUUUGAUAUUAACAGGAGUCGACUUCUUAAUAGAAGAGAAUCUGCUGAAGACAAACUUAGAAAGAGAAUCAAAGAUUUUGAAGAAACUUUGAUUGGCUACAACAAAGAAGUUGAAUCAUUCAAGAGAAAGGAAGUGGCCACACCUGAUGAGAUGCAAAGGAAUGUUGACAAACUCAAUGAAAUGACCAAAUUACUGGAGCAAGCUACCCAAGAUCUUGAGACAAUCAAUGAAGAAGAAAGAUUGUUGGAAUUUGAAGAAAGUUCUUUUCCCAUCCUUCAAUCAAUGUUCCAGUUCAAACAACCAUAUGAUAAUUUAUGGAACACAGCUUUACAAUGGCACACCAAGAAUGAGCUUUGGAUGAAUGGAUCCUUCCAAGAAUUAAACUCCGAAGAGAUAAACGAGGACAUUGGUCAGAUGUGGAGGACUGCUUACAAACUCACCAAAUCAUUCUCAGAUGCUGCUGGACCUCGUCGGAUCGCAGAGGCUGUAAAGUCAAAGAUUGAUAAGUUUAAGCAACAUCUGCCAAUUUUGAGCACCAUCUGCAACCCUGGUAUAAAGGAGAGACAUUGGGAGCAGAUCAGCGACAUUGUUGGGUUUGACAUCAAACCAGAACCCGAGACAUCACUACUGAACAUGCUUGAGUUUGGACUAAGCAAAUUUAUAGAUGAAAUGGAACAGAUUGGCACCAAUGCUGGUAAAGAGUUUGCACUCGAAAAGAGUUUGUUCAAAAUGAAGACUGAAUGGGCAGAAAUAACCUUUACUAUUAUCCCAUACAGAGAUACGGAUCAGACUAUACUUGGAGCUGUGGAUGAGAUACAGGUGUUGCUAGAUGACAACAUAGUGAAGUGUCAGACCAUGAGAGGAUCACCUUACAUUGCACCUUUCAUGGAGGAAUUUUCGGAGUGGGAAGAGAAGUUGGUUUUGAUGCAAGAUAUUUUGGAUGCGUGGCUUAAAUGUCAAGCUACAUGGCUUUAUCUUGAACCAAUCUUCAGUUCGGAAGAUAUUCUUGCUCAGAUGCCAGAAGAAGGAAGAAAGUUUGGGAUUGUUGAUGCUUACUGGAGAGAUAUCAUGCUAGAAGCUGGGAAGGAUUGUAAAGUAUUGGUGGCCACGGCACAGCACAAUAUGUUGGGAAGACUGAAUGAGUCCAACUUACUUCUUGAUGAGAUUCAGAAAGGUCUUAAUGAUUAUUUAGAGAAGAAGAGAAUCUUUUUUCCCAGGUUCUUCUUCCUGUCAAAUGAUGAACUGCUCGAGAUACUUUCUGAAACAAAAGACCCAUUGCGUGUUCAACCUCAUCUCAAGAAAUGCUUUGAAGGAAUUGCGAAACUCCAGUUCACUGAGCAGAUGGAGAUCACUGGAAUGAUAAGUUCAGAAGGAGAGGUCGUUCCUUUUACCACCAAGAUAUAUCCAGCCAAAGCAAAGGGUAUGGUUGAAAAAUGGUUGCUUGAAGUUGAAUCGAAUAUGAUUGUCAGCAUCAAACAAGAAAUGUUUAAAUCAUUUGUGGAUUACGCCGAGAAACACAGAAAGAAAUGGGUGUUGGAUUGGCCAGGCCAAAUUAUUCUGUGUGCCUCACAAACAUACUGGACUAGUGAAGUGGCAACUGCAAUUGAAGAAGGAUAUCUGGAUAAAUAUCUUCAACAAUUGAACUCCCAAAUUAAUGACAUCGUAGACCUUGUGCGUGGAAAGCUGGACAAAGGUGCUCGAAUCACACUGGGUGCAUUGACAGUACUUGAUGUUCAUGCUCGUGACACAAUCGUAGAACUGGUUAAAACCGGAAUCGACAAUGUUCUGGAUUUCCAAUGGCUUUCCCAGCUGAGAUAUUAUAAUGAUGGACAAGAUUUUGCUGUGCAGAUGAUCAACACUGAUUACAUGUACGGAUAUGAAUAUCUUGGGAACUCAGGAAGGCUGGUCAUCACUCCUCUUACUGACAGAUGUUACCGUACAUUAAUGGGGGCACUUAAGUUAAACCUUGGUGGGGCACCUGAAGGACCUGCUGGUACAGGGAAGACAGAAACAACAAAAGAUUUGGCAAAAGCGCUGGCCAAGCAGUGUGUGGUGUUCAACUGUUCUGAUGGUUUAGAUUACAAAGCCAUGGGAAAGUUUUUUAAAGGUCUUGCUUCUUGUGGAGCCUGGGCUUGCUUUGAUGAGUUCAAUAGAAUUGAGAUUGAAGUACUCUCUGUGGUAGCCCAGCAAAUCUUGAGCAUUCAGAAUGGAAUUAUGCAGAAGAUGAAACGAAUCAUUUUUGAAGGAACUGAUAUCAGUUUAAACUGGACGUGUGCUGUCUUUAUUACCAUGAACCCUGGUUAUGCAGGACGUACAGAACUUCCAGAUAACUUGAAGGUCCUCUUCCGUGCUGUUGCGAUGAUGGUACCGGACUAUGGGAUGAUCGGAGAGAUCUCUUUGUACUCCAUGGGGUUUGUGGAUGCAAGAAGUUUGGCUCAGAAGAUUGUUGCGACUUACAAACUCUGCUCUGAGCAGCUUUCAUCUCAGCAUCAUUACGAUUAUGGUAUGAGGGCCGUGAAAACUGUCCUUACAGCUGCUGCCAAUAUGUCAGAAGUGAAAAGCUACGCAGCAUCUCCUACAUGGUCUAGUGGUUAG